ACCUACUGUAGCACUUACAGGCAGAACCAACCCGACGCGACGGCCUGGCACCCCGGAACAAACUCAUCGGCGCGAUUUCCAAUGUGAUACCGGUGCAUCAUCACCCUCAAUCCUCAUGGCGUCGGCGGAUCUCGCAGUCGCGAAAGCUUCCUUGUCGGCGACGCUCUUUCGCGCAGACCCGACAUCAUGCUCCCGCGAUGACAUUGACCACUUCUUCUCCCUGCUGAGCUCAGCCGUCACCCAGUGCUCCCCAGCCAACGUCCAGAAAUGCAAGAAAUGGAUCCUCGGCAACCUUGUUCAGUCGUCCAGCCGUACUGCAGGUUUCGGCAAAUACCUCGCCGCCCUUUCCAGGUCCCUUACAUCUGACAAGGCAAAACCCCCGCAGCACCGCGAGCCGUCGGCGAAGCGGAAGCGCCUUCAUAUCCUCUACAUCUUGAACGAUGUGUUCUAUCAUGUGAAGUUUCGAGGCCCUGGCGACGGACUCCCCAAGAUACUGGAGCCAUUUCUAGCUCCCAUGGUUGGGGCUGCGUCGGAUUUCUCGAAUUGCCCGAAACAUAUCAAGAAAAUACACGACCUUAUCGGACUAUGGGAGGAGAAGGGCUACUUCGCUGGGGAGGUCAUUCCAACACUUCGGGCGGCCGUCGAGCAAGGUCCGUCGACCAACGGCUCAGUUGGGAAUGGAUCUCGAGAGUUGGGCCCGGAUUCUUUGACCACCAAGGUCGUGAAGGAACCUCCAUUCAUCAUGCCGGCAAUACAUGGAGACCCAACAACACCUUGGUACGACUUGCCUGCGGGAAACUGGCUGACAGCCUUGGAACCUAAUUCGACUCGACCAAUGAACCCAUCUAUGAUCAAACCACUCCAGCUGGCUGCUGGACCUGCAAAUAAGACACUCGUCGAGGCUGUAAAGAACCUCCUGGUCGACGUGGACAAGUUAUAUGCAACGGAUGUCAGCCAGAUGAAUGAAGCCUCCUUUGACAUAGAUCAAAUGGGUGAGCAUAUUGAAAUAGAUGAAGUCAAAGGUGAUGUUAUCGGCGGAGACACCUAUUACGGCUGGUCGAGAGCCUUCUGCGAGAAGAUGAAGGCUCGCCGCAAGAAGCGAGAUGGCCCAGACUCUGAGAGCCAGCGACAUCGCGGACGGUCAUCGCAGUCAUCAAACCACUCGAGAAGUCGAUCACGAAGUCCUGGUCGGAGCAGAAGCUCAUCCCGUGUUGCCAUGAAGAGGAGGCGCAUAUCGAAAUCGCCUGAAAGGAGAGGCUGCAACCGGAGUCGGAGCCGGGGUUCCAGUAAGGGUUCCUAUAAGCGUCGCUCAUGGUCCAGGUCGCGAAGCAGCUCGAGCUCGAGAUCUCCCACCCGGCCAUCUGCCGAACAGCACGCCAGCCGUGGACGAUCGCCGUCUCCACGCUACUCGCCCCCCCCCGCCGCGCCGGCACACCAGAACGGAAAUGGCACCCGGUUUGCCCCUUUCAACGAGCUGCGCCCACCGCCGUUCAACCAGAACCCAUACCCGAUACCGCCGCCGAUGGGUCCUGUGCCUACAAUACCUCCUCCCCACCCCGGCUUCGGUGGCUUCCAACCCCUCGUUCCACCACCCCCUCCUCCUAACUAUCAGGGCCAAUGGCCGCCGCCGCCGCCCCCUCCGCCACCGAUGGGCGGUGUCCCGCAAAACUUCUUUCCUGGCCCCAGUACAGCCCGGUUCGUCGGAGGCUGGGCACCACCACCCCCGCCGCCGCCGCCACCGCCACAGCAUCAUCCCCAACAGCAUCCCCAUAAUCAGUACCAGUAUGGCGGCUCGGGGAAUGGCAACUUCCGAGGAGGUGGUCGGGGCGGCUACGGUCGUGGUGGUUGAUGCCGUGUUUGGCUUACCACGCAUUUGGAUGCGUUGAGGUGGAAAAGUUAGCUAUGCUGCAGGGAGCUGACUUUGUGCGGGAGACCCAAGGUGGUUUUGACGAAGAUAGGUCUUAGACGGCAAGGAAACUUAUACCAACUGUUUAUAAAUCACGAGAGAUAGCCCGGCAGCAGCGACGCAUAUCAAUUGCGGUUCUUGUCCUACCUAGAUAGAACUUGCAGAGAACCUCAUUUGAUGCCUAUCCCCCACCUCUCAAUCCCUUCUCGGAUCAUGUUGAUGUUGAGAAUGCGCCGGUUAAGGAAAGGGAAGUUAUGAAGAAAGCAAAAAAAAAUAAAAACCCGG
This is a messenger RNA of Phialemonium atrogriseum, 2191 nucleotides long. RefSeq lists its product as uncharacterized. Gene Ontology annotation, biological process: intracellular calcium ion homeostasis. NCBI's taxonomy places the organism in Eukaryota, Fungi, Ascomycota, Sordariomycetes, Cephalothecales, Cephalothecaceae. The record is from RefSeq and is a predicted model, not a curated record. The coding region runs from base 116 to 1849 and encodes 577 amino acids. The transcript has 2 exons. Gene Ontology annotation, cellular component: perinuclear region of cytoplasm.